Closterium sp. Naga37s-1 is the source of this 2550-nucleotide messenger RNA. The record is from the annotation of a GenBank genome assembly. Lineage: Eukaryota; Viridiplantae; Streptophyta; Zygnematophyceae; Desmidiales; Closteriaceae.
AUGUUCCCCGAACUUCUCUCCCCUUCGCACCGUCCCUCUCCCCUUCGCACCGUCCCUCUCCCCUUCGCACCGUCUCUCUCCCCUUCGCACCGUCUCUCUCCCCUUCGCACCGUCUCUCUCCCCUUCGCACCGUCUCUCUCCCCUUCGCACCGUCUCUCUCCCCUUCGCACCGUCUCUCUCCCCUUCGCACCGUCUCUCUCCCCUUCGCACCGUCUCUCUCCCCUUCGCACCGUCUCUCUCCCCUUCGCACCGUCUCUCUCCCCUUCGCACCGUCCCUCUCCCCUUUGCACCGUCCCUCUCCCCUUCGCACCGUCUCUCUCCCCUUUGCACCGUCUCUCUCCCCUUCGCACCGUCCCUCUCCCCUUCGCACCGUCUCUCUCCCCUUCGCACCGUCUCUCUCCCCUUCGCACCAUCUCUCUCCCCUUCGCACCGUCUCUCUCCCCUUCGCACCGUCUCUCUCCCCUUCGCACCGUCUCUCUCCCCUUCGCACCGUCUCUCUCCCCUUCGCACCGUCUCUCUCCCCUUCGCACCGUCUCUCUCCCCUUCGAACCGUCUCUCUCCCCUUCGCACCGUCUCUCUCCCCUUCGCACCGUCUCUCUCCCCUUCGCACCGUCUCUCUCCCCUUCGCACCGUCUCUCUCCCCUUCGCACCGUCUCUCUCCCCUUCGCACCGUCUCUCUCCCCUUCGCACCGUCUCUCUCCCCUUCGCACCGUCCCUCUCCCCUUCGCACCGUCCCUCUCCCCUUCGCACCGUCUUUCUCCCCUUCGCACCGUCUCUCUCCCCUUCGCACCGUCUCUCUCCCCUUCACACCGUCUCUCUCCCAUUCGCAUCGUCUCUCUCCCAUUCACAUGUCGCUGCACCAUGCCCGAUGCUCCACCCACUCGUUCCCACCAGACUUCUCUGGAACUGCGCCUUGCCACCUUAGCCCCUGCAUCCACCCUCCAUGGCCUCUCAUCUCCCUUUUACCCUCCACUUGCCUCUCAUCCCCGUCUCUCAUGCACCACCCGCUCGUUCCCACCAGGCUUCUCUGCAACUGCAUCCCACAACCACUUCUUUGGCUCUAUCCCCCUCUCCCUCUUCACCUCCCAUUCCAAUCUCGCCACCCUGCUCUACGGCAACCCCCUCUGCUCGCCCUAUCGCCCCGAAGUCUCCCAAGUCUGCCUGCCGCCAGAACCCUUUCCCGACUUCACCUUCCCGAGUUUCUGUGCCAACCUGGACUGCAACCCGCGGUACCGGCCCAACUUCCCCCUCUACCACCGCGAUCACACGUGCGAGUGCGUGUCCCCGAUGGAAGUGCAGCUGCGGCUGCCUGCUUCGCAGUACUCUGUGUUCAGUGAGGAGCUCGUGAAUACCUUCCGGGGGAGGAUUCGGGUCAGCUUGAGGCGGCUGGGCGUGAAUAUGACGUGGACUCAGAUCAUCAUCAGCACCAUCACAACCGCUGUGCUCACAGACAGCGAUAUCACCAUGUCGAUCCUCUUCUUCCCGCCACUAGACGACACCACCGUCUGGGGGGAUUUCAAUAGCAGUGGUGGUGGGUAUAGUGGCAGCAGGAGUGGCGAUUCUCGCUCUGCUGCUCGUGGGGCUUACCUGGCUGCUUCUGCACCGUCAGAAGAGGCAAGCAGUGGCGAGUAUGGCGGCAGCAGUGGCGAGUAUGGCGGCAGCAGUGGCGAGUAUGGCGGCAGCAGUGGCGAGUAUGGCAGCAGCAGUGGCGAGUAUGGCGGUAGCAGUGGCGAGUAUGGCGGCAGCAGAAGUGGCGAUUUCAAAGACUGGUGGGGGAAGGAGGACUACGAGGCCAUAGAAGGCCUGAACCUGGUUGGCGUGCAGCGAUUCAAACUGGCAGAGCUGGCAGAUGCGACCCAGGGGUUCAAGACACUGCUUGGGGAGGGCGGAUACGGACAGGUUUACCACGGGGAGUUGCCAUCAGGGGAGAAAGUGGCGGUCAAACGGGCCAAGCCAGGCGUGCAGGUUAAUGGGAAAGAGUUUCGCAAUGAGAUAGAGCUGCUGUCGGCGGUGCGGCACCGCAACCUGGUGCUGCUCAGGGGCUUCUGUGUGGAGGCAGGCGAGCAGCUGCUGGUGUAUGAAUUCAUUGAAAAGGGCACUCUGGAGGACAUACUGAGAGGCAAGUCCGACUUGUGCCUGACAUGGAAGCAGCGGUUGGACAUCGCCUGUGGAGCAGCCAGGGGGUUCGCCUACCUGCACCAUCAGAUCAAGCCGCCUAUCAUUCACCGAGACGUGAAGACCGCCAACAUCCUAAUCACAGCAGCAGGGGAGGCGAAGGUGGCUGACUUUGGAAUCUCCAAGGCGGUGAUGGAAGGGGAGCAGCUGGACACACAGGUCAAGGGCACCGUGGUACGUGCUGGAGAAGGUGAAGCUGUCACUUUGGACCCCGAGUACUACAUGUCUGCCUUGCUCACGGAGAAGAGUGACGUGUUCAGCUUCGGCAUUGUGCUGCUGGGGAUCGCCAUGUGUCUCCGGCCAAUCCCACUCCAUUCCUCCCUCUCCCUGUAUCCCUUUUUCCUCCCCCAUCACCUCCUUCCCAGGGCUACCUAG